AUGAGCAUCACCUUUGUCUUCGUGAUUUUCCUGUCUUUGAUCGCCUCUGGCAUUACAGGGAUUCAAACUCCAGACCGAUCCCUUCGAGAGGUAAAGGAAAGGUUCGAGGCCGAUGUUCUAGAUCUGCGCUUCGAGGCGCAGAGAGUGUAUGCGUCGUACAAGUGUGAUCCAGCAAAGCUUCUACAAAGCUGCCAACAGAGCAACUACGAUGCUUGCAGGUCUUCUUUUCCCAAUCCAAGAUGCGACAGUGAACACAAACACGGCGACAAUGUGUGCGGUCGCUUCGAAAACGGCACAACAGCAGCAGACAAAAACAACGCCUCUUGUCAUGGGAUGGUUGCGGAUCCAACCGUGACUUCCAUUUACGUCCCCUCCUUCUCUCCCACAAACUUCUACGACAAUGGAACGACCAUGGAUCCUUUGUUGGUCGAGGACAUUUGCAUUUCGCAUCGACUCGAGGAAUACUUUGUCGAGAAAGCCGCCGACAGCGCUUCUUCCCCUCGGUCCAUGUUCUUUGCCGGUGCGGCCACUGGCCUGCUGAGAAUCUAUCCAGCUCGAACUCUCCCAUUCUGCGACGACAGUUCUUCCGCCUGGGAUCCACGACAAGAACCAUGGUAUCAACUGGCCACCCGAGCUCCUGCUAGUGGCAAGACGGUGGUGAUUUUGCUUGAUACGUCCAGGUCAAUGAACCAGCGACUCGAACACCUCCGAGGGCCUGUGCGGCACGUCAUCGACACUCUCAAUGAUGGAGUCGAUCGGCUGGCUAUUGUACCCUUCUCCACAGCGGCAUAUGAAAUCACCGUAGAAGAAGCCGUCUUGGUUCCUAUCACCAGAACCACCAAACGCCACCUUCUUCAACUCGUCGACCAACUACUGACAAUGGAAGCGGGCGGCUCCACGAAUAUGAUGGCCGCCUUUGAGAAGACGUUCGAGAUUCUAGAGUACGGCAUGGUGCACAACAUGGCAGAAGAAUCCUGCUUCACCGUCAUUCUGUUCUUCACCGACGGAUCCAUGACCGAUCCACCAGGGAAGACAGAACAAGAUGUCAUCGACUUUAUCAACCAUGGACUCUCGCGAGCGGAAAACAUGCUGCAACAGCCGGUCUUUACUCUAAUUUACAGCGUUGUGGACGGUGUCACUGGCGAUGAUGACGACCGCACAGUUUCCUUCCCGAAGACGUUGGCUUGCUCCAGCGCUCGAGCUUCUUGGGCUUCUUUAAACACGCACACACGUGUUCAUGAGUCGCUCGCAGGCUACGACGCUCUCGUCGAGUGGGGGCUCCAGCCAAGAUCCAGUUCCAAUUUUACGGCGUGGGCUGAACCGUAUCUGUUCGCAGCCAGCGCCGCAGCAGUCGGAAUAUCCAUAACAGCUCCUGUCUUCGGCCCGGACAACCAACUGAUCGGAGUCGUGGGGAUUGAGGUUUCUUUGGAUGAUCUCCGAGCUGCUUCAAAGGAGGAAGGAAACAUGACUCUUAGAUGCUUUUCCCGGCUUUCCCGGCACCGAUACUCGCCCACUAUGCCCUUCUAUGCUGGACAACUUGGAUCGCUGUGCACUUAUGUCUCUAUCACGCGUGGAUCCAGGAACUUCCUGUGGCUGCAAUAA
This is a messenger RNA of Seminavis robusta, 1602 nucleotides long. The record is from the annotation of a GenBank genome assembly. Lineage: Eukaryota; Bacillariophyta; Bacillariophyceae; Naviculales; Naviculaceae.